Perca fluviatilis (European perch) is the source of this 1110-nucleotide messenger RNA. RefSeq names its product cGMP-dependent protein kinase 1-like. The record is from RefSeq and is a predicted model, not a curated record. The coding region runs from base 113 to 991 and encodes 292 amino acids. Lineage: Eukaryota; Metazoa; Chordata; Actinopteri; Perciformes; Percidae. The transcript has 8 exons.
GGUAUAAGGAGAUCAGCACCUGUCGGGGGGACUGUCUGCUGCCAGACAGGGACAAACAUAUUCAGGACAAGUGAGAAAGACUUCCACAGCGUCAGACAGGCUGCAGGUGGUAAUGGGUACCCUUCGAGACCUCCAGUUUGCCCUGCAACUAAAGAUUGAGGAGCUUCGCCAGAGGGACACACUAAUAGAUGAAUUAGAGUUAGAGUUGGAUACAAAGGAUGAACUCAUUCGGAGACUGCAGGAGGAACUGGAUCGCUACAGAGCCACCGUCUCCCUCCCAGGAUCCUCUGCAGCCAGUGCAGCAUGCUCGGUUCAAAGUGAGGACUCACACAGAGCCAACAGGAAAACUGUGAUUUCUGAGCCCUUCACUCUGGACCCGGUGACUCUCGCCAUGGUUUCACACAGAAGCUGUGACAAAAGCCAGGAGUCCCAGAGGUUGAUUGAGGCAGCCUUUUUGAAGAAUGACUUGUUGAAGAACCUUGACGAGGGAGAAAUCAGAGCCGUCAUAGCCUGUAUGUAUCCCACCACCAUCAAUCAAGGCUGUUAUGUCAUCCAGGAGGGGGCCAAUGGGACUCAGGCUUAUGUUUUGGAAGAAGGGCUGCUGGAUGUGACAAAAGACGGACUGAGGCUUCUCACAAUUGAGCCAGAAGACAUGUUCGGAGAGCUCGCUCUCCUCUACAACUGCUCCCACACCUACUCUGUCUCAGCGCGAACGGACAGCAAGCUGUGGGUUCUUGACGGAAAAAGCUACCAGACCAUACUUAUGCAGAGCAGCCUCAACCGCCUUUCUCAUUCAAUGGAGCUGCUCAGCAGCGUUCCCUUCCUCCAGUCUUUGCCUGAGGAUAGCAUCAUGAAGAUGUCUGAUGUCAUGGAGGAGACACACUACAGUGAAGGUGACUACAUCAUUCGACAAGGAGCCACAGGAGACACCUUUUAUAUCAUUAGCAAAGGCCAGGUAAAGAUUGAUGCUCUCUGCCUGCUGCACAGAUGAAAUGAGGCUUUCAGGGGGUGAAGAAAAAGAUCUACAUUGUAGAGGAAAAAAUGUCAGCGGCAGAGUCAGAAAUUGCUUUAAGAUGGGGAUGGUUGACUUUGAAGCUUUUUCUACAUUGC